Messenger RNA from Rosa rugosa (rugosa rose), 3255 nucleotides. RefSeq lists its product as uncharacterized. Bases 1 to 3255 code for a protein of 1084 amino acids. NCBI's taxonomy places the organism in Eukaryota, Viridiplantae, Streptophyta, Magnoliopsida, Rosales, Rosaceae. The transcript has 3 exons. The record is from RefSeq and is a predicted model, not a curated record.
AUGGACAAGUCAUGGAUUGAUUGGGCUGAUUGGUGUUCUAAGCCAUAUCGUGCGAAGUUAGAAGAUUUCUUGAACUUUGCAUAUGUCAAUAGGGAUCCGAGUUCAAGGAUUUACUGUCCUUGUAGAAAAUGUGAAAACCGAAAAUUCUUUGAAAAAGUAAUUGUGCGACAGCAUCUUCAUGGUAAUGGGUUUUGGAAGAAGUAUAAGAUCUGGGAUAAGCAUGGUGAGUCCAGGGAUGGUGCUGAUUCAUUGCAUAGAGAUGAGAUGUUUAUGGGGUCAGAUGAUUAUAUGGAAGAGGAUAUGGUUAGACUAGUCCAAGAAGCUAUAGGAACAGCAAAUGUUGUUAGACCACAUGAUGAGAGUGGUGGAGAAAGUUCAAAUCCACUUGUUGGGCCAAACGAGUCUACUAAGCAGUUCCUAAAGUUGAUGAAAUCUGCAAACCUUCCAUUAUAUCCUGGUUCUAAGAAACAUACAACAUUGUCAUUCAUUGUCAGACUCCUACAGGCGAAAGUGUUAAAUGGUUGGACUGACAAAUCUUUCAAAGACUUGCUUGACAUAUGUAACGAGUCUAUGCCAGAAGGUGUAAACCUUCCUAAUUCUUAUUAUCAAGCUCAGAAGUUAACUGAAGAUUUAGGGUUCACGUAUAACACAGUGGAUGCUUGCCCUAAUAGCUGUAUGCUUUUCAGAAAUGAAGACAUAAAUCUUGAUCAAUGUUUGAUAUGUAAGGCAUCUCGAUGGAAAGAAGAUGGUUGCAGUUUAGUUUCUGAUUUGGGACCUGGGAAACGGAAGGCAGCAAAACAAGCAAGAUAUUUUCCUUUGAAACCAAGGUUGCAGAGGUUGUUUAUGUCCUCUAAAACUGCAACGCUUAUGAGAUGGCAUGCCGAGAAACGAACUGAUGAUGGUGUGUUUAGGCAUCCUGCAGACUCUCUCGCUUGGAAGGAUUUUGACAAGAAACAUCCAAGUUUCUCCGGAGAUAUUCGCAAUGUAAGGCUUGGGUUGGCCUCAGAUGGAUUUAAUCCAUUCCGGACUAUGAACAUAGUUCAUAGUACUUGGCCUGUCAUACUAGUUCCGUACAACUUACCGCCAAUGAUGUUGAUGAAGCAACCUUUUAUCUAUCUAUCUGUGCUUAUUGAUGGCCCAAAAGGACCUGGUGAUAAGAUCGAUGUUUACUUGCAGCCACUCAUUGAAGAGUUGAAGGAAUUGUGGGAUGAGGGCAUAGAAACUUUUGACGCAUCAAGCAAUCAAAUGUUUCAAAUGCAUGCUGCCUUACUUUGGACGAUUAAUGGUUUUCCUGCCUAUGCUAAUCUAUCAGGGUGGAGUACAAAAGGUGAAUAUGCAUGCCCUUCUUGCAACUCUGAAACUGCUUCUAUAUGGUUGCCAAACGGUAAAAAGUUCUCAUAUGGUAGCAGCCGGCGGUUUUUACCUUAUGAUCACAAGUAUCGGAAGGAUCCCAGAUCUUUCAAUGGCUUACGAGAAUAUAGACGAUCUCCUACAACAUUAUCUGGAGUAGAUCUUCUCACCCAGCUUCAAUCGAAUGGUAUCCUUACAGAGUAUAGAAGAGAAGAUUUGCAGACAAGGCAAAUGAUGGGGCCAGAGAAACCUGAGAAAGAUCCUUUGAAGAAAAGGAAGCACAAUUGGAAGAAAAAAAGUAUAUUUUUUGAGCUUCCUUAUUGGAAGGAUAAUCUCAUCCGUCACAACCUUGAUGUCAUGCAUAUAGAGAAGAAUGUGUGUGACAAUGUUCUUGGGACCAUACUAGGAGUUACUGGAAAAUCAAAGGACAAUAUCAGUUCUCGACGUGAUCUUGAGCUUAUGGGAAUUAGAGAGCAGUACCAUGUGAAGAGGAGGGAGUCCGGUUCAGAAUACUUUGAUCCUGCAGAUUUUGAGAUGAAUAAUGAUGGGAAAGAUAAGUUCCUCGUAGCCUUAUCAGAAACAAGAAUGCCGGAUGGUUCUGCUUCUCAUAUUGCACGGCGGGUACGUUUGAAAGAUCGAAGUAUCAGCGGUCUUAAAAGUCAUGACAAUCAUAUUCUUUUACAGCAAUUGAUUCCAUUAUCUGUACGAAGUUCUUUACCGAAGAAAGUGGUCGAAGGGCUGAUUGAUCUGGGCAAGUUUUUCAAAGUAUUGUGCUCCAAACUAAAUUGUGCAGCAGAUUUGGAAGAGGCACGUUCUCGUAUAGUGGUGACCCUUUGUGAUCUUGAGAAGAUAUUUCCACCAUCAUUUUUUGAUGUGAUGGAGCAUUUACCUGUCCAUCUAGUCCAAGAAGCAUUAAUUGCUGGUGCUGUGCAGUUUCGGUGGAUGUACCCCAUUGAGAGGUAUCUGUUGACUUUAAAGGAAUAUGUACGUAACAGAGCUUGUCCGGAAGCAUCAAUAGCUAAAGGUUAUCUAAUGGAAGAAUGCAUGAAUUUCUGUACCCAAUAUCUUAAAGAUGUGGAGAGUAAGUCAAACAGACCAUUAAGGAGAAAGAAUCGUGACGACCCUGAGAAGGGAAAUUGUGUUCUCAGUGAAGUUACGCGCAUACAAAUUCAUCGAUGGGUCUUGUUUCAUACAAGGGCAGUCACGCCAUUUCUCAAGGAACAUCUUACUGCCAUUAAACAACAAUUUCCGGAUGCAGAUGACCAUUAUGUUCAACGUGUUCAUUUUGAUGAGUUUGCGAACUGGUUUAAGGAUCAUGUUAUAACUCUGCAAAACACAAGUGAUAUCUUGUUAUCAGAAGAAAUUAUUGCCUUGUCUAGUCCUCCUAGUCCUUCAGCAACUAAGGUGAAUUCAUAUACAUCUAAUGGGUAUUUCUUCCGUGUGAAAAGUGUUGAUAACAAGCGAUCAAGACAAAACAGUGGUGUAGCUUUACAAGCAGAUACCAUGAGUGUCGGCAAUAAGAAAGAUAAGAAUCAACGUGUAGAUGUUUUACCAUAUUAUGGGAGAUUAACAGAGAUUAUCAAAGUCACCUACUCUGUUGAUAUCAAAUAUGUGUUGUUCAGGUGUGAUUGGGUACAUCCUGUGGCAGGGAUAAAAUUAGAUCCUUUUAACUUCACUUUAGUUAACUUCAAUCGAUUGUUGUAUCGAAAUGAUCGGAUUGGGGAUGAACCAUUCAUCUUAGCAUCUCAAGCACAGCAGGUGUGGUAUGCUCCAGAUCCUUCAGGACAAGGUUGGCUAAAUGUCGUCGAAAUGGAGUCAAAAAACUUCUCUCAUGUGCAAACUGACAAUACUGAAGAAAAUGAUAGCUCAGGGGAGUUAAUGGAUGGUGUUGAAAUGGAUGAAUAA